CGUGUGAAGAAGCUUCUCUUUUCUCCGUAGCCAUAGCAAAUCGAAUCUUCGUCCUUCAAACACAGAAACCUUCGCUCUCGGCAACCACUCUCGCUCUCUCUCUCUCUCUCUCUCUCUCGGCUACCUUUGUUCCUCGGUGACGUCCUUCUCUCUCUUCGAAACUUCUCUUUCUUCGACGCCAUCCGCUGAGUGCGAUUUCUGGGCAAGCCGGAAGUCUUUUUGCUUCUUCAACGAUUUCAGCCUCCAUCUCUCUCAAUCCGGUCUACGUGAAUUAUUUUACUACAUUUUUUUUGGGUUAAAAUAGUGCGUAUUUUGAGGAUUCACGUUCUUAAUUUGCAAAAGUCGGAUUUUAGGGUUAAAGAUUAAUGCUUGAGGCGAAUGGUCUUAACUGGUUGAUGAAGGAUAUUUUCUGGGUUUCUAUGCUGCCAUAAUGAGCCAUCAUAGGGAGGAAACCGGCAAUGAAGGCGGUGGAAAAUUCCAUACCGUGCAGGCAAGUCGUGAUUUAGAGGCUAAUUGGGAAGUUGAUUUAGCCAAUAAACUCGAAGACUACCUCUUGAAAAUAUUUUCCGGUGAAAUAAUUGCAAACGGGGAAGAGUGUCAAAUUCGAGUUAAUUUUGCCGAAGCUGCUUUGCUGCUUCAGGGUUCCGUUCAAGUGUAUAGCCGGAAGGUCGAGUAUCUCUAUAACUUGGUUUUGCAUACUUUGGAGUUCCUUUCUCAGCAGAGGAAGGAAGAUCAGUUAGAUGGCACAUUAGCUCAGCCUAAAGAAAGCUGUCCUGAUGCAGUUUCAGAUGAAGAAAAUGAUCUAUUCUGGAGUGUAGAUGAUGUGCAAGUGGAUGCAAAGAAUCGCUUAGAUAGUUCAAGUAGCAAAGAUGCUUAUUUUAAUAACUUUGUGAAGCCCCCAGCAAAUCUAGUUGUUCUUGAAGGAGAUUGCUUAGAUCCUACUGGAGAUGGUGGGGAAUUAGAGUCCUAUCUGUUAGCUACUAGUGAUCUCUACCGGGAUUUUAUCCUAUUGGAUCCAUGUGAUGCUGUAGCAGUUAAUGAGUUUUUGGGUAAUGAUGAAACUGCUACGGGGAAAACUGAUGCUUACAGGGAGAGCUCAAUUCGCAAGAGUUUUCAGUCUCCUACAAGACGAUCUGCAGGAACUGCAAAUAAGUCAGCUUCUCGAAAGAAUCAAGAUGCUAAUUCCAAUCUAUCUUCUACCCAUAACUGUGGUUUUAAUGUUAAUAGUUCUAGUAAGGGGCCUAAUCCUCAUAAAUUCGAUAACCUUGAAGACAACGAGCAAGUAUUUGAUAUGGACGACGGAAGCUCAGAACCUAUGAAUAUGAAUGAUUCUGGUUCUGAUGAUAAUGAUGAUCCAUGGAAGCCUUUGAAUCCCCAUGAACCUGGGAAUUUGAGAGUGAAGCCUUUUAGAGAAGUUAAAGCUUCCAGAAGGAGUGGAACAAAUUCUAUGAACAGGAUCUCUAUAACUACACUCUUUCCACUUGCUAGAAUGCGUGGCACUGUCAGUCCUGAACUUAAUGGAAUAUGGGAAAUGCAUCGUGAUGCACUUCAUAGAGAAAGAAAAUCUGAGGAUCCUCCAUUGUACGAAAAGCUUAGACAGUCACUCGUAGAUGGUGAAUGUCAAACUUUUGAUGGCUUUGGUAAUCCUGAUGUUGAAAAUGAGGAUAAUGGAUAUGAUGAUGACAUGCCUGAUUUUGUGCAACCAGAUGGUGAUAUGCCGGAGAAUAUGUACAUGAAUGAAGAUGUACUUCAUUUUGAAAAGAACAAUGACAGUACCGCUCACUUUGAUGCUAAUGGAGCAUUUCAAGAUGGAGGUCCAAAUUCUCAAGCAAGCCUUGAAGAGCUUUGUCGUUCACAUCUGGAUGCUCUCCUUGCUAGCAUAGCUGAAACUGAGAAGCAGACUGAGCUGGCUGUCCUGGUUUCAUCUUGGAAACAGAAAAUUGAGCAGGACCUGAAAGAGCAAGAUUCACGCUCUCCAUUUGAUAUUCAUGAAUAUUGCACAAGGAUUCUUGACAAACUCUCUCUGGAAGGAGACAGCGGAAACAUCACUUCUUUUGCUGAUGUCGUGAAGGGCCAACAGAAACAUGAUGUGGCUCGAAGUUUUUCAGCACUUCUUCAGUUGGUGAAUAAUGGAGAUGUGGAUUUGGAUAAGGGUGGAGCUGUAAAUGGUUCUGUCUGCUAUGCAGCAACGAAUCCUUUCCAUAUUCGGCUACUUAACUCUGGCAGGACAAAAGAGACGAGACAAAUUCGAUUGUCAAGAAAGAGAGUUAAAUCUCCAAUCAGAACCAAAGGGGACAGAGAGAAAUCUACAAGGAAGCCAACAUCUCCAAAUGCAAAACUUUCUCCGGGAUGCAGAUCAAAUUUGUUGUCGUCACAACAACCUAGCAAAUUUCCCAGGAAGCCCGGAAAGCAGGGUGGCUUGAGGUGUACGCCUGAAAGCAAGAGGAGGCGAAGGUCUCGGUUUGUUGAAUCAAUUGACUUGCAUUCUGCAGGAUAUUCUUAAAAUCAAUUUGUUCUCUGCAGCGCAAACAUAUCGAAAAUAGCAAGAUUAUCCAUUGUAUUUCUAGUCUGUAGAUUAAUUGAAAACAAUCAGCUCUCCUUUGUAACACUUCAUUCUAAGCUAUUCCUCAUAUAAAUUAACCAGAUCCCCUGUAAUAGCACUCUAUCCCAAAUUCAAGAUUAGUCUGAUGAUGUGUAUAAUAACAUCACUUGCCUUUAAUAA
Molecule: messenger RNA, 2722 nt
Organism: Carica papaya (papaya)
Lineage: Eukaryota; Viridiplantae; Streptophyta; Magnoliopsida; Brassicales; Caricaceae
Gene: HEB2
Product: condensin-2 complex subunit H2-like protein
Biological process (GO): mitotic sister chromatid separation; meiotic chromosome condensation
Cellular component (GO): condensin complex; nucleus
Molecular function (GO): chromatin binding
Source: RefSeq, a predicted model, not a curated record